This is a messenger RNA of Daucus carota subsp. sativus, 3105 nucleotides long. RefSeq lists its product as uncharacterized. The record is from RefSeq and is a predicted model, not a curated record. NCBI's taxonomy places the organism in Eukaryota, Viridiplantae, Streptophyta, Magnoliopsida, Apiales, Apiaceae. The transcript is spliced from 3 exons. The coding region runs from base 1 to 3105 and encodes 1034 amino acids.
AUGGAGGCUGAUUGGAUAGGACUACCUAGGUACAGUGAAGCAUAUGUCAGUGGGAUUCAAGCAUUUGUGGAAAAUGCGUUUCCCCUUUUUUCCGUAGGUGAAGAAAUGAAGUGCCCCUGCAAGAAAUGUAAUGGUCAAUAUUGGCAUCGUCAGGAUGUGAUUUAUGAUCAUCUCAUUUGCAGAGGGCCUUCCGCUUUACAUGUCCAAUGGAUAUAUGAUGUCUCGCAAAAGAAAGUCGAAAAUAGUACCGCAAAUAUAGGUUCUGACUUUAUGGAUUGCGAAACGGGGUAUGAUUUUGGUGAUAAUUUAGAAGCAAUGGGGAAGAUGUUUGAGAAUUUAGACGAUGGACCAGAUACGGAGGCUAAAAAGAUUUAUCGGCAUCUGAAAGAGGGAAAACAACCACUCUAUCCCGGCUGCAAGAAAUUUUCUCGUUUAAGUUUUAUGAUCAGGCUUUACCAUUUAAAAUGUAGUCAUGGAAUUAGCAAUUCUGCUUUUGGGGAAUUAUUGGGGUUGAUAAAGGAUGCUUUCCCCGAAGCAAAUAUGCCUUUGUCCUUCAAUGCUGCGAAGGACAUGAUUAGGGACUUGGGCCUUCAUUACGAGAAAAUACAUGCUUGUCCCAAUAGUUGCAUGUUGUAUUGGGAAGCAAAUAAAAAUAAACAAGUCUGUGAUAUUUGUGGGGUAUCUAGGUGGGUUAUACAAGAGAAGAAAGGGUCUGCCCAUAAUAACGAUCCAGAGAAGUUAGUUACUAAAGUGCCAGCAAACAUUAUGAGAUAUUUUCCACUAAAGCCUAGGCUACAAAGAUUGUUCCUGUCCAAGGAAUCUUCCAAAUUGAACACAUGGCAUGCAGCGGGAAGGACGAAAGAUGGGAAACUAAGGCAUCCGGCGGACGCCGAAACUUGGAAGACAAUGGAUGCUAUGUAUCCUGAUUUUUCUUCGGAAAUUCGAAAUAUUUCACUAGGUGUAGCUGCUGAUGGAUUUAAUCCAUUUCGUUCUAUGAAUUUAAGUCAUAGUACAUGGCCAAUUCUACUUGUAAACUACAACCUCCCACCUUGGCUCUGCAUGAAACAGGAAAAUUUGAUUCUUUCAACGUUAAUAUCGGGACCAGAAUCUCCAGGAAAUAGUAUCGAUGUCUAUAUGCAGCCUUUGAUUGCCGAAUUGAAAGAAUUAUGGGAUGUCGGCAUCCAAACAUAUGAUGCCUUGACUGAUCAUAACUUUAAUUUACGGGCAAGGAAAUAUCUCGAUCCUUCACACAAAUGGAGGUUUGACAAGAAAAGAUUCAAUGGGCAGAUUGAAACGAGGCAGAUUCCGGAUCCAUUAACGGGAAAGGAUAUCGAAGAAUUGUUGUUUGGGUUUGAAAAUCAAUUUGGGAAGAAACGCAAGGGAAUGGGAAAUAGAAAGCGUAAAAUCGACUCUCCUUUCAAAAAGAGGUCAAUAUUUUUUAAUUUGUCAUAUUGGAAACAUGUUCAACUUCGACACAAUCUUGACGCUAUGCACAUAGAAAAAAACUUAUGCGACAAUAUAUUAGGUACUUUACUAAAUAUUGGUGGCAUGUCAAAAGACCACUUGGGUGCUCGCUUUGAUUUGCAAGAAAUGGGAAUAAGGAAGUCACUUCACCCUGUUAAAGGUGCAGAUGGAGAGACUUACGAGAUUAUGGCAUCCAUCUUUGACAUGACAGAUAAGGAGAAAGAUGUAUUUUGCAAGCUGUUGAAGAAUGUGAAACUGCCUUAUGGCUGUGCUGCUAAUAUAAGUCGUUACGUGCACACAGACGAGAGAAAAGUAGUGGGGUAUAAAAGCCAUGACGCGCAUUUUAUCCUCCACUACUUGUUACAAUUUGCUGCAAAGAAAUCACUAAAACCUGAGGUGGCAAAGCCGUUGAUCAAAUUAAGUGAAUUUCUUAGAGGCUUAUGGAGCAAGGUGAUUGUCUUGGAUGAUAUUGAGAGGUUGCAAGAAGAAAUUGUUGAAAUUCUCUGUGAAUUUGAGAUAAUAUUCCCACCUGCCUUCUUUGACAUCAUGGUUCACCUACCUGUCCAUUUGUGUAAUGAAGUUAAAUGCGGCGGACCGGUGCACCUUCGGUGUAUGUAUCCUAUUGAGCGGUAUCUUGCAAAGCUGAAAUCAUAUGUACGUAAUAGGAGCAAACCAGAAGGCUCAAUUGCAGAAGGCUACCUAGCAGAGGAGUGUAUCACAUUUUGUUCAAGAUUUUUGGUUUGUGAAGAAGCAAAAGAAAAUACUGAUUUUGGAAGAUGUCCAACAAAUGUGACGUACCAUAUUGGAACAAGAAGGAAUAAAGAUGGCAAAGUUUUCCAAUUAGAAGAUUCAGAAUGGAAAGCAUGUCAUACGUACACUCUGUUCAAUAGCGGCAAUAAGGAAAUUGAGGCUUUGCUUGAGAUUCAUCGAGCUUCAGUUGAAGCAGAUCAAACUUCAGAACGAUACAAAAAGGAGCAAACACACUCCAAAGAGUUUUGGAGAUGGUUAAAGGUCCAAGUUGAAAAUCUGGACACCAAUUCAACCGAGUUACAAGUGUUAGCAUUAGGUCCCAAUCGAACAGCGAGGAGGUUUAGCGGGUAUUUCAUAAAUGGUUAUCGAUUCCACACAAAGAAGAGAGAUUCUCGAUGCACCACACAAAACAGUGGAGUUUUUUUAACUGCUGAAACCACUAGUUUUGCAAAUUCUAAGGACAAAAAUCCAAUUAUCGGGGAAGUGAACUACUAUGGGUCUAUUGAAGAUAUUUUUGAAGUUGAUUACUGGGGAGUAUUCAGGGUGGUUAUGUUUAAGUGUUGCUGGUACCAAGAAGAAAAAGAUCCCUUUGGUCUGACUAGGGUCAAUUUUAACAAGUCCCGUCACAAAUCUGAUCCUUAUGUUCUUGCUUCACAAGUGCAGCAAGUAUUCUAUGUGGAAGAUCCAAUUGCAAAAUCUGUUCAAUAUGUUAUGAAAAGACUACCAAGGGUUUGGUGUGACGCUGAAGACCAAGAUUUGUUGGAAGAAGAAAACAACCCUCCUGAUAAACAUGAUUCUAAUCUUGAUUUCCAACUACAAAAUCAAGUUGGUGAAUUUAGUUGGUUCAGGGAAGAUAUCCCUAAAAGACAAGUCCCUGUAUCACCAACUUAA